CCAUCACGAGCAUUGGUGCUUACCUAGAAAACAAAGAGAAGAUCAUGAAUAAAUUACCAAAACUAAAAUAAGUUACAAUCAAAAGAAUUGAAAUAAUAUUUUAUUUUAAACAAAAAUAUAUUUUAGUUCAAUUGUUGUAGUAAUACAACAACAACAAGUCCCGUCCGCUGCCUGGCCCGCGUGGAUUUUUUUCUAGUAAACUUUUCUUUAGAUUUAAACAUCUAGCAGUUAAAUGCUUAAAAAAUAAAUAAAAUCAUUAAUACAACAACAAUUUUAUCAUUACGACACCAGUACUCGAAUAUCGUAAAGAUACCGCAAAGUAUCUAGUGAUAAUAAAUUUCAAAAUUCCAUAAUGUUAUAUGAUUGAAGAUGACUCUUGAUAAGCGAAUAUAAAUUUGUAUAAUGUGCGAUAAGACGACAGGUUGCAUCUAGUUCUAUUUGGUUGAACAUGUAAAAGUACAUUGCGCCAAAAGUCGUGAGCAGUUAAGGCGAAUAUAAAUAACGUUCACUACUCGUGUAAUAGGUAGGUAUUAACUAUUAAUAAAUUGCAAAAAAUAUUGCACAAGAGUGUAAAAAGUGAAAUAGACACAAAAACACAUAAUAUAAAACGACGUAUGCCUCGAUUACACUUGGUCGUUAGCCCGUAUUCGGGUGCACGAAAGACAUAACUCGAAUUCCGAAUAUUUACACUGGAAUAUGGGCAGGAAGACGGUGUCGGGUAACAAAAAUGAAAACUACCCGAAUACGGGCGUACUCGAUUCCGUUUAUUUACACAUAGUCGAAUUCCAUUGGCAUUCAUAUUCGGGCUAACGACCAAGUGUAACUGAGACAUAAUAGUGAGAGAGACGACUCUAAAAAUAAAUUGGGUAGAGCUAAAGAUUAAAAUAAACUAAAAGUUGAAAAAAAUAAAAACACGCUUUAUUUACUGCACUAAAAAGCCAAAAAUAAACAAAAUAUACUCUCUGUUUACUUCAUUAGGGCCUUAGAGUAAGCCUUUAUAUUAUAUAUAUGGCAAUAUAUGAAAAAGCGUGGGGCGCUAUUCAUUGCAAUAUUUAUCAAAUCAAUUAAUAUAUUACGUGAUUCAUAAUGCUUAACAACUCAGUUAAAAGUUAAUAAUGGAGCGCCCCACGUUUUUUCAAUUACAUAUAUGUUAAAAUAAACUAUAAACAUGGCUGAAUACUCUUAACCUCUCUUUACAUGGUUUCCUCGUAACUUUACAACUAAGGUUAAAAGAAUAAAUAUAAAUUGAUGAGGUUUAAAAACUUUAUUUCUCAUAAGAAUAAUUACAUUCAAUUAUAAUUAGAAUUUAACUUCAAUAAUAUUCAUAGGUUUGGGCUUAUUGUCGGACAAAAGUAUUGAAGUAUAAGUAGGUAGGUAGUUGUCAAACACAUUGUUCGAAUGUAGGCUCGCCUUCGUGUUAGUCCGCAACCGGUCGACUGCGCUCGCCAAGUAAGGCUGAGCACGUAUUGCGAUUAACCGUGAGUGGUUGAGGAAUAGCUGAAAACGCAUAACCGCAAACAACUCUUACUCUCUCUCAACUCAACUCUCACACUGCGUCUGGUACUUUUAUUAAAAUUGUUAAAAGUUUGCUCUCGAAGCAGAUAUUCAGUAAAUCCAAAUCUGUUUGUGCUUGUCCUACAAUAUCUUCUAUAUUGUCACCGAAAUAGACAGAUAUGGUCGUCACAUGGAUUCUAGGGGAACUUCGUGUCUUGCCCAAUUCACUACUCGUUGACGAUAAUUUGGAUAAGACUUUAAAAUUACUAAAGCAUUACUGGUUAAGCCGCUAUUAUUUAAUUUUUUUCUGUAUUUAAUUCUCUUUUUGUUACAAGAUCUAUUAUGGAUAGUGGCCGAAAGUGUGUAUGACUUCGUUCGGAAACCACACUGUUUUGUUUAUCAUGAAGGAAAUAAAUUGAUGUUAAAUACGUUAUCCCGAUAUAAAUGAUUUUUUCGAAUAUUUUUUAAAUCACAGAAAGAACCUAUUAAAGCUUAGCCCCUAGAUGUGUUAUUAUCGAUCGAUAAUAUCGGAUGCGUUAUUGCGAUAUAGCGUCAUACUUAUAUUGUGUCGUUAUUUUCGCUACAGCUGUAAUCGUAGCCAUUCUCAUACAUAAUGUACUAAAAACAAAAAUAUCGCAAAGAAGCAUCCGAUAAUAAAAUAACGCCAAGGCGCGUGCGAAGCCUAUCGCGAUUUUAAAGCAAGUUAAGAUUUUUUUGUUUAUUUGUUUUUUGUAGCUGAAUUUAAUUAGUCUUCAGUCUUCGGUAGAUAAAGAUAUAUUAACACGUAAAGUUCUACUAGGUAAUCUACAUGUUCAAGGCGAAAGCCUAGGUUUAAUCACAAAAAGUACUAACGGUUUUAGGGUUAAGGUGCAUGUUACAUAAAUAGCGAAGCGUUAUUAUUCUAAGUAGCAAUCCUAAACAUAACUCUUUGAUGUAAUGUUUUGUACGUUUUAUAACUAGCAGAGUGCAAAACUAAAGAUUGCGAUAUGUAUAUGAAUCCAAAUAUAUAAAAAUCAAUCAAUUUUUAUGUGUGAUUAAAGAAAUGAAAAAGACAGAACGUCAUAUGGACUAGCAUUAAGUUUGUUUGAUGCUCUGAGUUUUCUUCAUGUUUUUUUUAGUUUCGCUUCGCUUUCAUUGUAGCGAUAAAUAACAAACAUCGUCAAACUUAACGGUCUUGUUGUACAGUGCAGUAGUGCUAUGUUCGAAGCUGGAUACGGAGGGGGGAGGGGGAAAGGCAAGUGCCGAGACGAGACGAGAUGUCGCCAUAGAUCGUGCCCUUUUAAUAAUUAUUCGUGACAGACAGCCGUCGACUUUUUGCACGGAGGCACAAGCUGGGUUGACUGACGGACGCAGUCACAGCAUUCAGGGUUGCCAUAAUAAAUGGGUUUAAUGAUUUUUCUCCUUAUUAAUGAUUUUUAAUUGCUAAAAUAAAGAAUUUAAAAUUCGUUACUACUCUUAAUUGAAUAGGGAUGUAAAAUUUGGCAUUAUCAUCAGUCUGUGGACAUUGUCUUCCGUUUAUUAGAUCGGUAUUCGGUUUGGUAAGUUGAUAAAUUAUUUGACGAAAAGCUAUGUAAUAUCGUAGGUGUUGUAGGGUCGCCAUGUUAUAACUAGUCUGGCCAUAAAUACUGUUACACAAAAACUUCUCUUUUUUCAACUUUUUAAUUAUUUUGAGUUUGGAACACGUAUAUUAUUUUAAAAACUUCUUUCGAUUUUGCGCCAUUUCACAAAUAUUUUUGUAUUCAUUAUGAAAUUAUAAUAUGGAAUGGAGUGUUAAAGAAAAUAGGAUUGCAGUGAUCGCCUUGCACAAAGUGGGUAUGGCGCCGUCGGUCAUAUUCCAGACACUUCAAAAGCUUGGUAUCAGCCGUGUGUUCGUAUAUCGUACUAUCAACAGAUAAACAACACUUCAUCUGUCCAAGACCAGAAAAGAUCGGGGCUGCCGCGUGCUGUUAGAACUACAAAGGCUGUUAAUGCUGUUAAGCCAGAAUUCGUCGAAACCCCAUUAGGAAAUGAAGAUUCCUGAUAGGAUUCUGUCGAUAAAAUAAGACGUGAAUCUCGGUGCUUAUCGACGAUAUACAGGACAUGCCCUAAAUCACUCUUUACAAUUAAAGAAGGAGAAUCGAUCAAAACGCCUUCUGUCGCGAUACGCAGGCGAAAAGCACAGAAAUAUCCUCUUUAGCGAUGAAAAAAUUUUCACGAUUGAAGAAAACUACAAUAAUCAAAGUGUACGCUCACAGUUCUAAAGAAGCUGCUCAAGUGGUCGGAAAGGUACAACGUGGUCAUCAUCCUGCGUCAGUGAUGGUUUGGUGGGGCGUAUCUUAUCAAGGAGUCACAAAACUAAGUAGUUUUGUGAAAAAGGAGUGAAAACUUCAGCAAAAGUGUAUCAAGAUACAGUUUUGGAUCAUGUUUUAAAACCUCUCAAAAAUACACUUUUUAAAAAUAUACCGUUGUCAUUCCAGCAGGAUUCUGCACCUGGUCACAAGGCACGAACUACCCAAGCCUGGCUUGAAACCAACAACGACGACGACUUUAUAAGAGCUGCAGACUGGCCCUCAUCUAGCCCAGACCUCGACCCUUUAGACUUCAAAUUAUGGUCAGUUUUAGAGGACAUGGCCUGCUCUAAACGACACGGCGACAUUGAGUCUCUUAAAAAAUCUUUGUAGCAAGCAGUGGCGAAAUUACUCUUGGAAACAGUGCGUAAAUCCAUAGAUUCGUGGCUAAACAGAUUAAAGGCCUGUAUAAAAGCCAAAUGUGGCCAUUUGGAAUAGAAUAUUCUUUUAUUUUUUGCUGAGACUUUAAUAAAUAUAGGUAUGUAGGUGUAAAUUUUAACAAUAUGUAUAUGUCGUGGCCAUAUCGUA
Messenger RNA from Chilo suppressalis (striped riceborer), 4349 nucleotides. The record is from the annotation of a GenBank genome assembly. NCBI's taxonomy places the organism in Eukaryota, Metazoa, Arthropoda, Insecta, Lepidoptera, Crambidae.